UCUCCUGCAGACCGCUAGUCGAGCGAGUAGAUUUGUCUCGUGCUUCGAUGAUGAAAUUAUGGUUUCUGCCGAGAAUACGAAGAGCAGUUGCGUCAGCGCCAUACUAUGGUCCUUUAUGCUAGCGCUCACGUACGUGGGCAGCCUGUACAUUUGGAGGACGAGGGAGAACAGGGAUCAUCCGGCCACCAUAAAGAAGAGGUUCAUCAGCGUAUUCGCCAUAAUAUGCAUAUCCCCUCUCUUCGUAGUUUUCGGCGCCGAUCUCGGUCAUUUCAAGAAGAAUGCCAGCGUGCCUGCUGUGAUGGGUCUUCGCCUUGCUGGGCUGCUACCAGCCAUUGUCCUGCCGCUGGCUCUUACCAUGGUGCUUUUCGCGGGCCCGCUUGUACUACACUACUUCGAUGGCGUCUGGAGCCUUUACAUGGAGCCGCGCUACUGGUACUUGAAUCUGAGGAACCUCAUUUGGCUUAGGAACCAUAUCGUGGCACCAUUGUCUGAAGAGUUCACGUUUCGUGCCUGCAUGCUUCCCAUACUGGUGCCUUGCCUGGGCCACCGAGCUGCUGUUGUUAUCUGUCCGCUCUUCUUUGGUGUUGCUCAUUUCCAUCAUCUCACUGAGAGACUCUCUAGGACAAGCAAUGUAAAAAUGGCCAUCAUGCAGUCUGUUUUCCAGUUCGCUUAUACAACAAUUUUUGGUGCCUACUCUGUCUAUCUAUUUCUCAGAACAGGUCACUUUGUGGCGCCAUUUGUGGCCCACGCCUUCUGCAAUCACAUGGGGUUCCCCGACGUCUCCGAGGUGUUCGGCUACAAGCAGCCACGACUCACCCUGCUCUUGCUGGCGUUCUUGCUCGGGCUGCUGUCCUGGGCGUCGCUGUUGGAACCCAUGACUCGGCCGCAGAUCUACUCAAAUGAUUUGUACUACCAGUCCUUAUGACGCGCGCUCGCUACGACUCCAAUGUUGCGUUCGGAUCAAGAGGUGUUCUCUUUCUUGUCAAGGUCUCCUGCCUGCUGCCCUACGCUCAUUUGUGAACCAUCAUGUUAGCCAUUUGUCACA
Rhipicephalus microplus (southern cattle tick) is the source of this 1045-nucleotide messenger RNA. It is a transcript of the gene Sras, whose product is annotated as Ras converting CAAX endopeptidase Sras. The record is from RefSeq and is a predicted model, not a curated record. Lineage: Eukaryota; Metazoa; Arthropoda; Arachnida; Ixodida; Ixodidae. Gene Ontology annotation, cellular component: endoplasmic reticulum membrane. Gene Ontology annotation, biological process: CAAX-box protein processing. Gene Ontology annotation, molecular function: metalloendopeptidase activity.